CCGCCUACGUGGUUUCCGCCGGACUCUGACUCCGGGGAAGCUUCUGCUGUACUUGUUGCCACGUCGGAGCAGCUCGGGGGGAACAACUCGGUUUGAAUUAAUUGAAUUAAUUCAAUUAAUUCAAUUAAAAAAAAGGAUUAAUAACUUUGACUGAAGGUGUUCCCGCUUCAGCCGCAGCCAUGGUUUCUGUCAUCAACACGGUGGACACCUCUCACGAGGACAUGAUCCACGAUGCUCAGAUGGAUUACUACGGUACUCGACUCGCCACAUGUUCCUCUGACCGCACUGUAAAGAUCUUCGAUGUCCGAAACGGAGGGCAGAUACUGGUGGCUGACCUCAGAGGCCAUGAGGGUCCCGUGUGGCAGGUAGCGUGGGCUCACCCGAUGUUCGGCAACAUUCUGGCUUCCUGCUCCUACGACCGUAAAGUCAUCAUCUGGAAGGAGGAGAACGGAUCCUGGGACAAGAUGUAUGAAUAUACCGGACACGAGUCGUCAGUGAACUCUGUCUGCUGGGGUCCGUAUGAUUUUGGUCUGAUUCUGGCCUGCGGAAGUUCAGACGGAGCCAUUUCCCUUCUCACAUUCACUGGUGAUCAGCAGUGGGACGUCAAGAAGAUCAGCAAUGCGCACACUAUCGGCUGUAACGCAGUGAGUUGGGCUCCUGCCGUAGUUCCCGGCAGCUUGAUCGAUCAGCCGUCAGGACAGAAACCGAACUACGUGAAGCGAUUCGUCUCUGGAGGCUGCGACAACCUGGUGAAACUCUGGAAAGAAGAAGAUGGUCAGUGGAAGGAGGAUCAGAAGCUGGAGGCUCACAGUGAUUGGGUGAGAGACGUCGGCUGGGCUCCUUCUAUUGGUCUCCCCACCAGCACCAUCGCCAGCUGCUCCCAGGACGGACGUGUUUUUAUCUGGACGUGCGACGACCCCGCAGGAAACACCUGGACAGCCAAACUCCUCCAUAAGUUCAACGACGUUGUUUGGCACGUCAGCUGGUCUAUCACUGGAAAUAUACUCGCCGUUUCCGGAGGAGACAACAAGGUGACGCUGUGGAAGGAGUCGAUGGACGGUCAGUGGGCGUGUAUCAGUGAUGUCAGCAAAGGCCAGGGAGCCGUGUCCACCAUCACAGACACACAGCAGAGCGAGCAGUGACACACAGAUAACACACUAACACACACACAUAUGUCCCCUGAGGCUGACCCCGAUCUUCAAAGAUGAGUUAAGCGUUACACAGAUCGAGCUUCUGCUGUCGUGUUGUUUGACGAUGACACGGCGAGUUCGGAUAGAUAAUUCUAAAUUUUAUGAGAAAUUAAAGAAACCGUCGCUGUUGAAAAAAUGUUUUUUUUUUUAAUCAGAUGCACUCCACCGUUUCUUGUUUCCACCCAGUUCAGUUUUCACAUGUACAUAAACGCUGGUCCAAGUUUGACUUAAUACACAGCGUCACACCCUCCAUCCAUCCCAUGAUGCUCUGCUCCUGAAACAUUCCACCUCCACCAGCGGCGAACAAAACUACGGUCGACCAGGAACGACCCCGGCGUCGACACUUUUCAUUUGCUGGUUACAAACCGCUGAAAAAAGCAGCAGUUUAUUUGAUUAUAUGUAAAAUAUUUAGCUGUGAACAAAUCCUCUUGUUCUCACAGUGACUCUUCCCAAACUCCAGCCUCUGAAUUUAAUGAAAAAUAAAUGAUUUAUUUAGUAAACUA
Messenger RNA from Larimichthys crocea (large yellow croaker), 1693 nucleotides. It is a transcript of the gene sec13, whose product is annotated as SEC13 homolog, nuclear pore and COPII coat complex component. The transcript has 9 exons. Gene Ontology annotation, cellular component: COPII vesicle coat; nuclear pore outer ring. Gene Ontology annotation, molecular function: protein binding; structural molecule activity. Gene Ontology annotation, biological process: COPII-coated vesicle budding; positive regulation of TOR signaling; protein import into nucleus. Lineage: Eukaryota; Metazoa; Chordata; Actinopteri; Sciaenidae. The coding region runs from base 180 to 1142 and encodes 320 amino acids. The record is from RefSeq and is a predicted model, not a curated record.